Molecule: messenger RNA, 1401 nt
Organism: Anneissia japonica
Lineage: Eukaryota; Metazoa; Echinodermata; Crinoidea; Comatulida; Comatulidae
Product: phosphoribosyl pyrophosphate synthase-associated protein 2-like
Biological process (GO): purine nucleotide biosynthetic process; 5-phosphoribose 1-diphosphate biosynthetic process
Cellular component (GO): cytoplasm; ribose phosphate diphosphokinase complex
Molecular function (GO): ribose phosphate diphosphokinase activity; magnesium ion binding
Source: RefSeq, a predicted model, not a curated record
ACAUUUGAUUAUUGUUUGCACAGUAGAUUUCAGCAGCUUGCUCGCGUUUUGGAUCUUGGUUAGCGGCUGCGGUAAAGAAAGAGGUUUUCUUCGAAUGGUGACUGUAAAACACGCACAAUUUUGUCGUUAAGUACAAGUUGCAGGCGACAGGCCUCACUUUCUAAAUCAACUAUGUCAAGAGGAGGAAUGGUUAUAUUUACAGGCAAUUCUCAUCCAGAAUUAGCUCGUUUGAUAACUACUCGACUUUGUACUGAACUCGGAAAGGCUGAAGUUUAUUUACAAGAAAACAAAGAAACAACUGUAAAUAUAGAUGAGUCUGUAAGAGGCAAAGAUGUGUUUCUUAUUCAGACUGGUUCAGAUGAUGUCAAUAAUGCCAUUAUGGAACUGCUUAUCAUGACAUACGCAUGCAAAACGUCGUGUGCGAAAUCCAUCGUCGGCGUGAUUCCGUACCUCCCCUACAGCAAACAGAGUCAAAUGAGAAAGAGGGGCUCAAUUGUUGCUAAGUUACUAGCAACAAUGUUGUCCAAAGCAGGUAUGAACCACAUAAUUACAAUGGAUUUACACCAUAAGGAAGUGCAGGGCUUCUUUGAUAUUCCUGUGGACAAUUUGAGAGCAUCACCCUUCAUUGUACAAUAUAUACAAGAAAAUAUUCCAGACUGGCGGAACGCAGUGAUAGUUGCAAGAAAUCCAGCUGCUGCAAAGCGAGCCACCUCCUUUGCAGACCGGUUACGCUUAGGCCUAGCAGUUAUCCAUGGGGAACAUAAAGAAACAGAAUCGGAGCACAUUGAUGGUAGACACUCUCCGCCAACUGUGAGAACAGUGGAUGGAAUGCAGAUGCUCCCAGGUGCUAACUUAAUACGUAGACAAAUUAUAUAUCACAGGUCCCAUGUCUUUAUUCUCAUUAUCAUAAUCAAAAUCAUAUCACUCAUAAUCCUGAAAUCAAUCGUUCUAUUUCAGGAUGAUAUGAUAGAUCAAGCUGAAUCAUUUGUAGCAGCAGCGGAGAUCCUAAAAGAACGAGGUGCUUACAAAAUUUACGCGAUGGCGACCCACGGGUUGCUGUCAGCAGACGCACCAAAACAAAUUGAAGAAUCUUGCAUCGAUGAGGUGAUUGUGACUAACACGUUACAUCAUGAGCUGCAGAAACUGCAGUGCUCUAAAAUCAAGACAAUUGAUAUCUCCCAAGCGCUGGCGGAAGCAGUCCGUCGAAUUCACCACAACGAAUCGAUGUCAUACCUCUUUCGCAAUAUCUCAAUGGAUGACUAGAUUGUGAUUACAAAUACAAUAGGCCAGGAGUUGCAUCGCUUACAGUGUUCUAAACUACGAAUUGUUGAUGUAAGCCAGAUACUAGCAGAAUCUGUCAGACGAAUACACAAUGGCGAGUCCAUGUCAUAUCUCUUCAGG